CGCCUAGGCUCAAUUAGGUGCUAGGCGGUGGAGGAUCGCCUUGACUUGGCCAUAGGCGUUGUAAAAGGAGCUGGUAGCGCUUAGUAGGUAGGAAUAGCGGUUAGUUUGCGCCUAGUGGAGAGAAGGCGUUCCUAGGCAAGCUUAGGCGGUUAAACCCAAUACUCUUCGUUUUGUCCUAGAAAAUCAUUAAAUUGCCUCUUGCCCUAGAAAAUCAGAAACACGGGAAGGGAUGACCAUGCUAUGUAUGUAUUCGUAAAUGAGGAUGAGGAAUCAUAUUGUGCACCCUUGAGUACUGUUACAGAUGCAAUGGCGGGUGAACAGAGUGAGCUUCGUAGGAGUGCACGAGUGAGAGAGCUCCAUGAUGAAGAAUUAGAGUCUGAAGAGGAGGAAGAGGAGGAGGAUGGUGAGGAGAUUGCUUUUGAGGAUGAUGAAGUGGUGGCUGGACGGACCUACUUGGAUGAUGAAGAAUGAACAUUUUCCUAUGAACUUAUUGACUAUGGUUUAGUAUUUCGACAUUUUAUGAACUUGUGAUUUUAGGAAGUGGUCACUAUUUGCUUGUUAUUUGUUAUGUUAAGUGUUUACUGAUAAGAAUUAGGCAUUGCUAAUUUUAUAUGCACUUGGAUUAUAUGAAUUAUUCCAGAAAACAGGAAAUAUUUGAGAACUUUUUCCAUUUAUGCUCUAAACGCCUAGGCGCGCCUAGGCUACGCCUAAUCAGGCAAGACGCAAGUCAGGAGCCGAGCGCCUGCCUUACGCCUAGCGCCUUUUAGAACCUUGUGCAUACAUCACCAGGUUGAUGCCAACCCUUUUUUAUCUAUAACUUCCCACAAUGUUCUUCUUGCUUCUUUACUUUUACUACCACCAAACUGCAACUCUCCUGUUGUUGCUUGUACUAUAUUUGGUCACCAACCUCUGUUGAGUAUCUUCUCGUUGUUGUUUUAGGUCACAACUUCCAAUGGUGGAUUGCCCUUGGUAACCUUUAACAUAACUCAUUCCAUGUCUCUUUUGUUGAUCAAUCUUGUACAUAAACUUAGUCUCUUAGUUAGGAUUCUUAGUGGCUUAACUAAGCGUGCCUGUUUCAUCCUUAACUAGUUGUCUCCUCUGGAGCCCUCCUAACAUGCCGCGCCCACUCAGAGUGGGGCACCUUGGAUAAGGUAACUUCUCUCUUUCCUCCUUCUCGGUAAUGCUUUCCCACAUCGUACCUCUUUGUGCAUCUCCUUGACCUCGAGUCACCUGAGACUUGACCCAUUGACUUCUUGAAAUCUCGUCAAAGUCCCUCUGGCCUUUUUGCUCUUUCUUGGUAUUGUUCGCAAACUCUCUUCAUUACGACCGUUUAGACUCUUCCUCGAAUUCUCCAACUUUCAUUAGAACUUCUAAUGAACGUUGUACUUGCUUGUCUAUACCCGGUUGAUUGAAUGAUUUACUCCUACGGCUGGUUCCGAGACUCCCUCCCUUGGACCUCUAGUUCCCACUUUAGACUUUCCCAAUGGAUUCCUUGAAAUUUCACGAUUUUUUUAUUCUCCUUGAUCAUGGUAAUUUGCAGGGUCUCUCAACCCCUUCUCAUACCUUGUCCUCUAGCUUGCGCUUGGAAGGUGUAUAGCAUGCCUGAUCUAACAUCAACCUCUACAUCAUUUAUCUUGUUGCUUGUCUUGUUCCUUUUAAAGUCUUGCUAUCAGCCUAACUCCCCAGGGUCAUGUACCCUCUUCUCUAGUGAGGUAGUUUAUCUAUAAGGGUUCCUUUAUCGUCAUAUGGAAAUGACCAUGACUCCUCUCCUCCUUGACCUGUUGACUUCUUGACAUCCUUUCAUACUCCAUGUGACUUACUUAUUACCUCAUUUGCUUCAUUUAUCCUACCUUAGCUGUUCUUGAAGCCGAAGCUUUCCACUACUCCUUGUCACUGUGUUGUAAUAGCAUCGAGCCAUCAACAACUAAAAUUAGUUGGGGGACUUCUCGUGGUACCUCUUCGUUUCUUUACUCUUUGCUUUCUCGCCACUGCUUAGGGUCAAGGACCCUGAAAUCCUCCCAUCAUUAUUGCUACUGACAUCUAGUGAUUGUAGCUCUUUCUUCGGAGAUUCAUAGUUCUCCUAUUUGUUCGCUUUUGCUUAUUAGAUCCUCUCUUUGCUGCCUAGUAGUUGAAUCCUCGUACUACUCCUUCAAAAUCCUAGAGGUAUUCCUCUACGAUUGAAACCUCUUCUAUUAGAACUUUAGUUAUUUACCUUAAUACGAUCAUAGUAGACUGGAGAUUCUAUCAACUCUUAAAAGGAGACCCUUGACUCAUUUUCCUUUCCUUUAAAACAAAACCUUUAAAAACUGAGACCGACAUUCCCGUAUUCCUUGGAGACCAAGGAACAGAGGAAGACCGGCUCUGAUACCAAAAUGAAACACCCUAACCCGGCCGGGUACUACUUUUACUAAAAUGCCCUUGACAAAUAAAAUACUCAAAUCUUA
Linum trigynum is the source of this 2444-nucleotide messenger RNA. The record is from the annotation of a GenBank genome assembly. NCBI's taxonomy places the organism in Eukaryota, Viridiplantae, Streptophyta, Magnoliopsida, Malpighiales, Linaceae.